UUAAAGAUGGUCAGUCAGUAGUAUUCGACAGAAUGUCGAAUGACAGAGUUUCUAACAAUAAGAUAUUAGUAUAUCACUUGAAAUCUCUUCUUCGCGCGCGUAAAGUAUCGAUUGUUCUCGAUUUACUUUCGCCAGGCGUUUUAAGUAAUUAAUAAAAGCGGCGAUUCUCACAAUGGCAGAAAUUUCGCAGAGCAACGAGGCAUCGACAUGCGAGAUCCCGUCAUCGAAAUACGCGCAAUACACGGGCGUGCUUGCGGCGACACUCGCCGCGUUUUCAAUCGGCACGUAUUUGUCGUGGACAUCAUCCGCUUUGCCGCUUUACAAUAAGAAUGACACGCUAUACGUUAGCGAUCAGGAAGGCUCUUGGAUCUCUUCCUUGUUCCCUCUUGGCGCUAUAUCGAUUACGAUACCGGCGGGAAUGCUGGCGGAUAAGUUUGGUCGGAAGAAAACGAUCUGGGUGAUAACUGUGCCUUUAUUUUUGUGCUGGUACAUUAUCGCAUUCGCACGGAGUAAGAUAUGGAUUUUUCUGGGUCGGUUUGUUGCGGGGGCAGCGAGCGGCGCAGCAUCCGUCGUUGUUCCCAUGUUCACUUCCGAGAUCGCCGAGCAGAGCAUCCGGGGUUUACUCGGCACCAUUUUCCAGUUGCAGAUUACCGCUGGAAUUCUCUUCGCAUAUGCCACCGCUUUCACCGACAACUUGCACGUCAUCGCGAUACUGUGUUCCGUGGCUCCCGCUUUGCUUUUGAUCUCCUUCCCGUUCAUACCAGAAUCACCGGCGUGGCUGGUCAUGCAAGGUCGGAAGAACGAAGCGAAUGACGUGCUGAAACACUUCAGAGGGGCUCGCUAUCGUACCGAGGUGGAAUUGACAAGACUCGAGUUCCAAGUUUCGGAAAUGCGAGACACCAAAGCCAGUUCUAUUUUUGACCUGGGAAAAUAUAAGAAAGCUACCUGCAUCUCACUCGGUCUAAUGAUUUUCCAGCAACUUUCCGGCGUUAAUGCUUUAAUAUUUUACGCGAAAAGAAUCUUUGAUGACGGGGGUUCAAUUCUAAACUCGUCCACGUCGUCGGUGAUCGUGGGUGCCGUGCAAGUGGUUGCCACUUAUUGCUCAACUAUUCUAAUUAAACGUGCCGGUAGAAAGCUGCUUUUGUUCAUCAGCGUGUCAGUGAUGGCCACUUGUAUGUUUACAUUGUCGGGGUACUUUCAUUUCCAGAACUCGCACGAUCUCUCGAGCGUUUCCUGGAUCCCUUUGCUCUCAUUUGCGGUAUUCAUCGUGAUCUUCAGCAUUGGUAUCGGCCCGAUACCCUGCUUGAUGGUCGGCGAGUUGUUCACGAAAGACGUGAAGAACGCGGCUAGCGCUGCGACCGCGAUAUGUAAUUGGACGUUGGUUUUCCUGGUGACGAAAUGCUUCCAGGACAUGGUCGAUCUCAUGGGAAUGUCCUCGUCCUUCGCCACGUUUGGCAUGAUAAGCUUAAUCGGAACUGUAUUCGUCUCCACAAUGGUGCCGGAGACGAAGGACAGAAGCGUCGAGGAGAUUCAAAUCGAAUUGUACGGAACGCAAAUUAGAAACCCAAGGGAAGCAGAUCCCGAAGUAUGACGACGAAAUAUAAUUCGCUUAGCUGAAAUUGUCUGCUGAAGCUCCAACGGCGUUGUUUUUGUAUUGUAUUUAAAAAGUGAUCAGUAUUUAAGAAUGCAAUUGAGAGAUUCGAUGCAAGAAGAGAUGGAAUUUUAAAAAUUCAAGUAAAAAGAAUCUCCCUUUACGUAGGAUAUGCGUUUUUUGAUGAUUGCAACUGUAGAAAAUAUUUUUAACUGAGAAUAAUUUUGCAAUAUGCACGAGUCUUCUUGCUUUUUGUAUAAUUAUAUUUAAAAGGAAAAAUUAUGCGUUACAUAAAACGAAA
Molecule: messenger RNA, 1892 nt
Organism: Nylanderia fulva
Lineage: Eukaryota; Metazoa; Arthropoda; Insecta; Hymenoptera; Formicidae
Product: facilitated trehalose transporter Tret1-like
Biological process (GO): transmembrane transport; carbohydrate transport
Cellular component (GO): membrane
Molecular function (GO): sugar transmembrane transporter activity
Source: RefSeq, a predicted model, not a curated record